AUGGCACCCACCACCCGCAAUCGAAAGCCAGCUCGGAGAAAAGCCCGCAAGAUCCAGCAUCGCCCAAGGAGGAAGAACCGUGUCGAGAAACGGUCUGCUCCGAGCUCGCCUCAACUUAAGAUAGCCAAGAGUCGCCCUCGAACUCUAUCGAAACAGGCCCUGUUCAAGAAAUCGGAACUUACCGCAGUGAACCACAAGCCCAAGGCUGCCGAAAGUAAAGGCAGUCCACGCAUGGUGAAAUACCAGCUUGCAACCCAAUGGCCGUCGUCAGAGCCCUUUGAAAAGAACUGUCUCCAGAGGGAUCCGUUGCCAGCCGACUAUGUCUUCGUUCCUAGGGGCGAUGUCUAUGUUACUCGGAACUGCCGAAGUAAGACAAAGGAGAGCCAAAGGCUAGUUUAUAAAGUUUAUGACAACACUGGAAAGAGGUCACAGGGAAUUCGUGUCCCGGCAGAUGUCUAUACCACAGUCUUACAAUCCGCACAAGAAACCGCCGAGUCUCGAGCUGGCGCCGUCAAACUCCGCGACCAGAAGGACCUAGCUCAGUCACGGGAGCUUCUCUGCAAGCAAUUCCCUUUGAUGCCAGUAGGGUCUCUAGACGUUAUCCUCCAUCACGCUUUCCUCAAAGGCUCCGGCCGCGUCGGAAGGACCACGACCACUUCAGACGAGCGCAAAGCCAUUCUAGCGGUAGAAGCGCACAUUCGCCAUAUGCAUACGCCAUACGAGAUACUUCUCCGUCAGGGAAAGUCGCGGGACGACGCCCGGAAAGAGGUUUGGGAAAUGGUUCAAGCUAUCCGAAUGGCCUGGGCUGGCCAGGGCCACGGAGUACAACCAGCACUCCUGCCCGUACGUAGCCGAACGAACUCAGCGGAAUGA
This is a messenger RNA of Aspergillus versicolor CBS 583.65, 873 nucleotides long. Its product is annotated as DUF2293 domain-containing protein. NCBI's taxonomy places the organism in Eukaryota, Fungi, Ascomycota, Eurotiomycetes, Eurotiales, Aspergillaceae. The transcript has 3 exons. The record is from RefSeq and is a predicted model, not a curated record. The coding region runs from base 1 to 873 and encodes 290 amino acids.